UGCAGCACGACGACGCUGGUCGACUCUAUUUCCCGACCACGACUUGCUUACGAUCAUGGACGUCGAGGACUCCUUUCCUACGCUUAACUACGAUGAGGAAGUCCCAGCAGAGGACAUCCCACAAGACGGGGCUAACGACGGUGCCGCCGGUCGCGCGCUCGCAGGCCGCAUCAGCAGCUCCAAGGUCUACCUGCUGUCUGAGAUGGGCAAGGUGCGCUCGGUCGCUACCACUUCGGCGGGAUAAGUUCAGGGACCUGAUUGUCGGGCUAUGCGCUCUUUCUCUUUCCGACUACGUUUUCGAUAUGUGUACGGCCUCAAACAGCGCAAACGCGAGCGAACUUCCGAAGAUAUCGCCGAGAUGGAGGAAGAGGAUGUGGAGAUGAAUGAAGACCCCAGCAUUCGCGCAAACGCGAUCUUACUAUGCGGUCCGCCAAUCACGCAACUCCCCACUGCUCGCCUGUUCGCCUAUGCCACCCACUACGACUGCCCGCCAUUAGGCCUUGAAUGGGUUGAUGACGAAACCUGCGUCCUCGUCUAUGAGACCGUGUCGCAGGCGCGCGUCGCCUUUGAUCGCCUUACCCGCUCCCCCGGCACCAACGACGAAGGAUACGUCACUGCGAAGACCUUCCCUGCCUCUCUCUGGCCUCCAGACGAGCGCGUCAGCGCCUCCCUCGGCGAGCGUGGCACCGCCCUGCGCGCGCCUAUCCGCAUGCGCUGGGCGCGCCACGAAGACGUGAAGCGCCGUGGCGCCCACCACGAGAGCGAGUUCUACCGGCGGUACGGUGAGGACGCGGGGAAGACGCCGUACGACCCGGACGCGCCGCCGCAUGAGCUGGGGCGGAAGCGCAAGCGAGGCGAGCCCGAGAACCGCGCGUCGCUGCUCGAGCGGCUGGACAACGAGCUGGACAGCUUCUUAGCGGAGGGCGAAGCGGCGGACGCGGUACUCGACCCGGAGGAGGUGCUCGCGCGGACAGCGGAGGAACCUGUCGAGGAGAUGCCUGCAGCAGCGGGUUCUAGGAUGCGGUCAGACCUCAUCGCAGGUGAUGGCAGGACGCUGCUUGACCGGAUGACGGAUCCCGCAUCCACGCCUUCGCUGGGUGACCGCCUCACCUCGCCGCCUCCCAAGCGGUCGCUCGGCCGUAUGCGCGCCUGGGACGGCCCUGUGGAGGAGGAAGAGGACGAUUUGUUGCCGCGUGCGAAGCGGCAACGCCCCGAGUGGCGAGAACGCGCGGAGAAUGAGGCGCUUGAAAACACGGAGGACCGUGGCAGGAGGGAACGGGGAGGGCGCGGAAGGCGUAGGCGGGGCGGCAGAGAUCGGUCGCCGAGGGACCGGGCGCCCAGGGACGGCCCUAGACGACGGGGAUCGCCAGUGGGGAGGGAUAGGGAUGCUGUGCCGCCUCCAGAACGCGGUGGCCGUAGUCGCCGACCGCAGAAGAGCGCGCAGGAGCUCGACGACGAGUUGGACGCGUUCUUGAACGACCGGGAAGUGGCGGCGUGAUUCUUUGUUAUGUCCUGUUAAUUCUCUGCAUAUUUAUACGCUCCUCUCCUCGUCUCGAAAAUAGCUGUACGAAGCGCACACCUCCGUCUCUCGACAUCGAACUUCAGAUGCUAUCGCACUGUCGACGCC
Molecule: messenger RNA, 1627 nt
Organism: Schizophyllum commune H4-8
Lineage: Eukaryota; Fungi; Basidiomycota; Agaricomycetes; Agaricales; Schizophyllaceae
Exons: 2
Coding region: 359-1498 (379 amino acids)
Molecular function (GO): RNA 7-methylguanosine cap binding; mRNA binding
Source: RefSeq, a predicted model, not a curated record